This is a messenger RNA of Humulus lupulus (European hop), 2102 nucleotides long. RefSeq lists its product as uncharacterized. The coding region runs from base 293 to 1720 and encodes 475 amino acids. The transcript has 2 exons. Gene Ontology annotation, molecular function: protein binding. Lineage: Eukaryota; Viridiplantae; Streptophyta; Magnoliopsida; Rosales; Cannabaceae. The record is from RefSeq and is a predicted model, not a curated record.
AAAAUUUUAAAAAAAAAAGAAAAGAAAAAAAAACAUUAAAAUUCCAUUGAAGGAUUGAAGAUGGUGUGUGCCUUUCCGCGUCAAUCAGGCACAACCAACCAAUAAUUUAUAUUCUCUCUCUUUCUUUACACCAUUCUCACCACCAUCCUCCUCUCCGCCAUAGCCAUCUCUGCUGGAUCUCCAGGUACGGUCUCACCUGAUUUCCUUUCUCUUUCAUAGAUCCCAUCCACCGACACUCUUUCUUUUUCCUUCAAUUUGAAUUGAAUCCGAAUAAGUAGAAGUGUAGAAAGCCAUGAAUUCGAAUUAUGGAAAGAACUUCGAUUUCGAUCUGGGGUUGGGAUCUUCGAGACCCAAAUCCCUCAACGACAAGAAGAACAUUAACAACCCUUCGUAUUCUUCUUCUUCUUCUUCUUCUUAUUCGUCGUAUUCUUCUGCGCAAUCGAAACCGGCAUGGCAACCCAACAAGCCCUCGUGGACCCACCAGCCGUCAGCGAGUCAGGUGACCAGACCUGGAUUGCCAAACGGACCCACUUCCAUGGUGGGUGAUAUACUUGGCAAGAGUUGGACUUCAUCCACUCCUUCUACUGGUUCGUCUGUGGCGGGAAUUGGAAUUGUCGAUAAAAACCCUAAUUUGUUUGGGGAUUUGGUCGGUUCAGCUUUGGGGCAGGGCAAGAGUAGUAAUGGUACCAAUGUUCCUUUGAAGAAAUCGGCGACUGUAUCUAGCAAGAGCUCAUUAUCAAUGGGAAAUAUGGCUGAUUCGCUUCCGAAAACUAACCCUAAUUCGGUGAAAACUGGUUUGAAUUGGGGACCUUCAGGGAAUAUUAGCAGCAAUACCAAUGUUUACAACAAUCGGACUCCGAAUGUCGGCGGUCCUCCGUUGCAAAAUAUCGGUGGUGGAGGCGUUGGUGUUGGUGGCGGGAUGAGCUCAAACUCAAAGGACCCAUUUGGUUCUUUGCUUAAAUUUGCUCCAAGGCCAUCUGGUGAUCUUAAUUCGAAGAAGGACAAUACUAAGGUUAAUACUAGUGAUAAUAUUUUUGGGAAUUUCCAGAAUGCUACGAAAUCAGAAUCGAAUCCAAGUACCAACAACACAUUUCAGCCUGGUUUGAAUAUGGAUGAUUUUGUGAAGCUCCCAACUCAGAAUUCAACGCAAUCACCUGUUAGUGAUCCUCUUGACGUGUUAUUUCCCACGACCAAGGUAAAUUCAACUGAAGGCUUUGGCCAAUCUACUUCAAAUGGAUCCCAGCAAGCUUCGGAGAUGGAUAGUUGGGGAUUCGAACCCAAUUUCGGAGAUGAUGGAGGUUCCACCACCGAACUUGAUGGGCUUCCGCCUCCUCCUGCUGGCGUAAACUCAUCAAUGGCGAAGAACAAAGGAAUGGAUAACUACAAGCAAGGACAGUAUGCUGAUGCCAUUAAGUGGCUUUCUUGGGCAAUCAUUCUUCUUGAAAAAGCAGGUGAUAAUGCUACCGCAUGGGAGGUCUUAUCCAGCAGAGCUUCAUGUUACAAAGAAGUAGGGGAGUAUAAGAAAGCUGUGGCAGACUGUACAAAGGUGCUGGAACAAGAUGGUGCAAAUGUAUCUGUUCUUGUACAGCGUGCACUCUUAUAUGAAAGCAUGGAAAAAUACAGACUUGGGGCAGAAGAUCUGAGGGCUGUUCUCAAGAUUGAUCCUAGUAACAGGGUUGCAAGAAGCACCGUUCACCGCUUGACCAAGUUAGCAGACUAGAGUUUUUUUUUUCAUUAUUCUUUUCAAACUUCAUUUCAUUAUGUUUAGUGUUAUUACUCUCUCGAAUUUAUACCCUCUCCCCUAUUACUACCCAAAAAAAAUUAUGGGGAAAAUAUAAUUUCUUGGUUGAAUACCUGGACAAAUUUUCUAUUCUUUUUGCUACCAUUUGGUCUUAUGGAUAUUUUUUUUACUUGUAUAAUGUUGUACUUUGGUUCUUUGUUUGAUUGUGAGUGGAAAUAGUUUGUACUUACAAAAAUGGUUAGCUUUUUUUUAUCUACUUCAGUUUUGUCUGUGUGAUUAUCCGGUUUUAUUUGUUACUUUCUUCCUACCACAAGUAUGGGGACAAAUUCGUCUCGUAUAAGAAGGUUCCCAUUUGAGAGUA